AUGGAUAUAAAAAACUUGCUGGAUAAUCUUCAUGAUCAAGUAAGCUGUUCUGCGUGCUUGAGCACUUUGACCGAUCCAAGGCAGUUGCCUUGCUUGCACAGUUUCUGUCUUCACUGCCUGAAUGAACUUGCAAGUAUAAGUGACUUCAACGGCCCUUUUUUAACAUGUCCAGAGUGCCGCAAACGUUUUAGGAUCCCUGGAAGUGGAAAUCCCAGCGAAUUUCCCAGCAAUUUUCGCAUUAACAGUUUGCUAGAUGUCUUGGCAAUCAAAGAGUACAGUACCGCUAGAGUGAAAUGCGGAAACUGCGACAAACUAAGUGCCCAGACAUCAUAUUGCUUCCAAUGCGGUUCUUUCUGGUGCGAUGAAUGCAUUUCAGCACAUAACAUUAUCCGAGCCAAUAAAGAACACAGAACACUAGCGAUAAACGAUUUUCAAGAUCAAGACAUCGAGGACUUGUUAAGGCGACCGGCAUUUUGCCAGAAGAGACACCAUGAAAAGGAAUUAUUGAGGUUCUAUUGCAAAGACUGUAAAGUCGCUGUUUGCAACACUUGUGUUGUAACACUUCAUGAUGGUCACAACAAAAUGCUUUUACAAGAAGCUACAGAUGCCCGCAGGUCGCAGAUCAACUCCACAAUUGCAUCCUUAAAGCAAAAGGUACUGGAAGAACGAAAGGAAGUAGAAAAAUACAACCAGAAGAUCAUCGAAAUUCAAAUGCAAGUGGCCGACGUGGAAAGCCAAGUGGAGAAGAAUGUAGACCAAAUAAUCGGAAUCGUUAACGCUAAGAAACAGAAAAUUUUGGAUGCUGUCGAUAGUCAAGCGCGAAAAUCGCUGGAGUUUCUCACAUUGAAGAAAGAAAAAGUUCAAAAUAAAGUGACAUUAGUUGAAUUAGCAACUGAUCAAACUGAAUCACUAAUGAAAAGAGGCUCGAGUGCAGAAAUCCUGGGAUUCAAUGAGACAUUUGAUACAAUCCUUCAGAGACAGAGCACCGAAGGAAGUGUUGACUCGGAAUGCAUUUCUCGGUUUAAAUUCACUGAAAGUAAAAAAUUGAUAAGCUUAUUGAACAGUGAGGGGAUAGGUAGUGUAAAAACUGUUUUGUUCGAAGUUUAUAAAGAUCAACAAUUAGAAACUAAUUGUAACGAAAGCAGUAAAGCAAGUGGUGGGAUGGAAAGAGCAAAUGUUCGUGGAAGUCCUUUUGAGCCGGUUCAGAAACGAACCAGGCGUUUCAAAUCCGUGCUUUCAUUUGGACAACCGUCUGUUGAGAUACUUGACAGGCCUUGGGGAGUGGCAGUGAAUAGUCGCGAUGAAAUUGCUGUGAGUGAGUACGGGAACUGCAGGAUCUCAUUAUUUAGCAGUGAUGGUACUUACUUAAGAUCUUUUGGUAAACCGGGUCAGAAUAAUGGUGAGUUUAGUUUCCCUUGCGGAAUAAUAUUUGACAAAAAUCACAACAUUUUAGUGGCAGACUGCCAUAACCCAAGGGUACAAGUCUUUGAUCGGAAUGGUAACUUUUUACGAAAGUUUGGUGAACAAGGUUGUCUUGAUCACCAGCUUAACAAACCAGUAGGCUUAUCAAUAGACGACAACGAUGAUAUUAUUGUUACUGACCAAGGCUACUUGAAAAGUGCAAUCAAAAUAUUUUCUUCUAAUGGAAAAUAUUUACGUAAAUUUGGAGAAGCAGGUUCUUUGACACAGCCCUAUCAUUGUAUCCAAAACGGUCAAUAUUUUAUAGUCUCAGACACUUGUUCUAUUAAAAUGUUUAAUCUUGAUGGAAAAUUUAUUUAUACAUUUGGAAAGAAGGGGGUAAAUGAUGGAGAAUUGAAUAACCCCCGGUACCUGUCAGUUAGCAAAGACGGAUUGCUAAUGGUCUGCGAUUCAUACAAUCACAGAGUGCAGGUGUUUGAACUGCCGAGUGGAAAGUUUGUUACAAAGUUUGGAUGUAAAGGUAGCGAGAGAGGAGAGUUUCGUAAUCCAAAUGCUACCGCCAAUCUUAGUGAUGGGAGGAUAGUUUUGUGUGACCAGCUGAACGAUCGAAUUCAGAUAUUUGACCAAAUGUGAUAUGACUCGCUCUUAGACUCUUACCUUCAUAUGCAAAAGUGUGAACUACUUACUGUGUUGAUCUACAAUUCGCAUUUGUGGCAAAACAAACAAACGUUGUUUAUUAACGCUGCAUGAAUAGUAGGUUCCAUUGAUUGUAGUCUUUGUUUUCCGUUAGCUGACCUUAUAACUGUAAUAAGUUGCAAAUAUAAUUAUCUCAAUAAUAUCUUUUAAUUUCUACAUAGAUUUUUAAUGUUUUGAAUUGAAUAUAAUGUUAUUUUGUAUGAUUCCAGACUUCACAUUUAUUUUUUUUAUGAGUGGUUCGUGCACAUCAAACAACAGUGAAAUUGUUUUCUCCAGGCUAUAAUUACAUAAUCAAAGUCGUUUAAUUUUUUUGUCUUUGUAAACAAAGGUGUAUUUGUCGGUGAUCUGGCGAUUACUAAAUAAUGUAGCUCAACAGUCUGAAAUGUAUGUUUGCUGUAUAGUAAUACAGCAAAGAAUGGUUAAAAGUGCCCCAACAUUUUGUCUUCUGAAGAUAUCAAUUUGUGGAGGGUUAAAUUGAUUAAAAUUAGGCCCGGGGGGUUUAAUGGCACUUGCGCCUUCAAAUAAGGGCCUUUUUACAUGGAGGUGGGGGACCCCAGGUAGGUGAGGUAACAUUUGGCGGGUCACCCCACCUAUCAUGUGAACGUGAUCAAAUUGAAAUGAGAGAUUGUAUGGACAGUCGGGUUACCCCACCUAAGCGGGUUACCUCAGUACCUGGGGUCCCCCACCUCGAUGUAAACAGGCCCUAAGUGUCUUGCAACUUUUGCCAGUACCAUUUGCAAAUGCAAGAUCAGCUAAAACGUGAGCACCCCGUCGCCCCAUGUAAUGGAAUCUUGGAUUCUGGAUUCCAAGCCGUGGAUUCCGGAUUCCUGGUACUGGAUACUAGUCUUUGACAGUGGAACUCGGAUUAUGGAUUCCUAUCGUUCGAGGGAUUCUGGAUUCCUUGAGCUGUAUUCCGAAAUAAGACCCAGGAUUGCAGAUUCCAUAAGCAAACGUUUCACGUAAUUCGGAUUCCACAAGCAAAAAUUUCCCGGUUCCGGAAUCGAAUUCCCUUACAAGUGGCAAACCACGCUUUUUGAAGAUUCCUUGAAGAAUAAUGGUGAUCAUGACCCCAUCGUAGUGCGAAGUUUUCCUCAUACCGGAGGUGUUGCCGUACGGGCAAACUGUUUCGGAGCAGGAGACAGGGCGAGGGCAUGCAGUAGCAAAAGGCCAGUUAGGUGGACAUCAAAAUGUGUCGAAGGGUGAUUGAGAUGUGUGACAGUUGUAAGUUGAGGUCAAAAGGAUUAGACGCGAUCAAGAGAGAAUAUUAAUGGAACAGAGAGGGAAACGCCCAGUCUAGCCCUUGGAAUAUGUGAAUUUCACCAAAGUUAUUUUUAAACCAACUGCUGGUUUUCAGACUCACGCCAUCCAAAAUAGAUCAAAAUAAAAAUCAAAAACCAUUCGACAGAUAAAUUCCAGAAUCUGGGAAAUGAAAGGAGGUAAAUAUACAAAGACCCUCCCCAACAUUUGGGUCGAAAGAAUAAUUCGUAUUCGAGAGAUAUCCGAGGAAAUGUUUUACCCAAAUUUAUAGAGCGUUGUAUGGAGACGCCAUGCUGGAGCUCAUCCGGAAGAGCUCCAACAUGGCGGACGGAAACCAAAAGAAACAUCUGUUACCGAGCCUUGCUACAAAAGCGUGAAUUUACUCCUAGAGGAACUCAUAAACAUUAAAGUAAUACUUUUUCUAACACUUGAACUGAUUAGAUAGCAAAAUUCUUCGAAAAAAGCCACAUUUUAAUCUAAAUGACAGCUCUUUCGGCCGUCGUGAGUAUGCUGCGUCAGGCAAAAGCUUAGAAAUUCAAGCGUACUUUAUGGCAAAACGAAGAACCCUUUUGAAGCGAAAAUUUGUUUGAAAAUUAGUUUUCAGCUGCUCUAAUACACCAUGAAAGUUAAAUCUCAGUAGGAUCGAUAGUUUUGUAGUUUGAAUUUUAGUGACGUCAUAUGACUCAAACCAACAAUAAAACGCUUGAAAUUAAUCGAAGGUUUGUUUCGGGAGGGGUCCGCAAAUUUUUAUUCACUGUUUUCAACAGAGAAUUUAAUAGCUGCCAUAACAAUAUACUUCAUUGCUUGAUUUGCAUGAGGCAGUCGCACAAAACAAUCGAUUAAAUUGUACAGACGUCUCUGGAAUUUUCCGUUUAACUACAACCUCUAAAAAUAUCUUUAGUGAAAUUCGCAGAUAUCCCGGCUAACGUCCUAAGAUUCCCCCUCCGUCCCAUUAGUCUCUCUCGACACCGCACAAUUUACACGAUGGAAAAGUAGUCUUGCGACAUUUUUCUCAGGGCCGCAGCCAGUAUGAGGCAAACCGAGGCACUUACCCCAGUCAUUUUUUUUCCCAAGGUUUGAUCCCAGUGUAGUGUAGUAACAAAGUAAUCAUAAAGACCCUUAAGAAAGUAGGCGGGGAAUUCAGCCACAGAUAUUACCUCAGUUUUUUUUUCUUUCUACGGCCCUUGUGCUUGUGUUGAUCGGUGUGUGUUGUUUCCUGCACACAUUACACUUAAGAAAACCUGAUUUCAGCCAAUGAAAAAGAGUGUUGAGAAAGGGUAAUUCUAUUAUUCUGACUCACAAAUAUUGAACUUGACGAAUGGGUCCCCUUGUUUGAUGUGAGUAGUGAAAUGUGAGGAUGAAAAUGAGCAAACGUAUCUCCACAUAUCGGUGCUGCUAUGUUAAUGUUGACUACCACCGGAGGAAGGCGAUUCCUCAGUUAACCUCGUUCCCGACUUGGGCUUUUUGAGAAGCCCACGGGCGCUUAUUUGAGGUGGGCGCUUAUUACAUUUUCACCAUUGUCAUUACAACAAAAACAUGACAAGAGGUGAGGAUGAAACAAAGUAUAAUUUUUAUUAUUAAUUGAAAUUUUCUUGUAAAUGCUAAAACAACAAUUUCACUCUCAUUGUCAGUAAAAAGGUUAAUUAUCGAUUUCUCCGGCGCUGCCUCCUCGAUGUCUGACAGCGUAACAUCUUCAGAUGGGUCUUUGAGGAAAUUUCCAACCUUAUUAUUGACUGUCCACAAUGAAUUUAGAGAUUAGAGACUGUAAGACGUCACAGGGAUGAUAAUCAAUAUAUACUGUUCUUGUGCACUUCAGUAGUUGGUUUUAUAAACCUCGAGAGUCAAAGGAUUUUUAGGUUCAGAUCGAUUUAUUUUUCAAUCCAUAGAGUAGACCAGAGUAAAACUAGCCUGCGAGCAAGACUCACGAGAACGCCGCUCGUGGCUUCGCCGCUCGCUCGCGCGUUCUCGCGAGACUCGUUUCACUCGCCCAAAUAGGAGAGCUUGCUCGCAGGCUAGAGUAAAACUACAUUGAGCAACAGGAAAGGAGCCAGAAAAUCAUAUCAUUUACGAAGCGUCUCACGUUCCCGGCUUGACAUGAUGUCACACUGUAACGUUACAUAUGUCCGCAACAUUCAAGAAAAAAAAGGAGAAACUAAGACGCGCUUGAUCUCUCUCCAACUUUCGCGCCAUUUUUCACGAUCCCUGCUUGUGAUCAUCUUGGAGCCUGUUACAGGCUAAGGCUAGGAUAUUAACCUUAGCUUUGGAAGUUUUUGGAGUGAUUUCGCUUUUUAAAAGUUGCUUGUUUUUUACAAAAUGCUGUCAAGAGAAUGACGAGACAUAAAGCCUUGUCGAAUUACAUAAACUUAUUGAACGAUAAAAGAAAUCAGACUGUGAUUGACAGUUGAAUAUAAAAUAUACACCCAAGGCGGAGUAACCGGUGAAGCGUAUAGUAUACUUUGGAAUUUAUACUGAAAAAAACAAAGAUUGGGUUGGAAGAAUUCAAUUAAGUCUCAAAUCAAGACUCCAUUGUUCUUUUAGUUUUCAAAGUCAACAAGUCUACUUUGACCGUUGGUUGCAUAUUUUUGUCAUGGAUAUAGAGAUGAAGUCGAAAAGCAAACUUCAUGAUGAAGUUUGCUGUUCUGUGUGCAGGUUGACUUUUACUGAUCCAAAGCAGUUGCCUUGCUUGCACAGUUUUUGUCUUCACUGCUUGAAUGGGCUUGUUAGAAAAAGUGAAUUUAACGGCCGUUUUUUAACAUGUCCACAAUGCAACAAACGGCUUAAGAUUCCUGGAAGUGGAAGUCCCAGCGAACUUCCUAACAAUCUUCGAAUAAACAGUUUGCUGAAUAUCUUGGCAAUCAAAGAGUGCAAAACCAAAACCCCUGAGGUGAAAGUAAAAUGCGAAAACUGCGAAAACCGGAGCGACAAGACCUCAUAUUGCUUUCAGUGUUAUUCUUUCUGGUGCGAAGAAUGCAUUAUAGGACAUAACAUUAUCCGAGCUAAUAAAGAACACAGAACACUGGCGUUAAACGAUUUUCAAGAUCAAGACAUCGAAGACUUGUUAAGGCGGCCAACAUUUUGCCAGGAGGAAUACCAUGAAAAGGAGGAAUCGAAAUUCUUUUGCAAGGACUGUGAAGUCGCUAUUUGCAACACUUGUGUUGUAACACUUCAUGACAACCACAGCAAGAUGCUUUUGCAAGAAGCGAAAAAUGCCUGUAAGACAAAGAUAAACUCUGUGGUUAAAUCUUUAAAAGAAACAGCACAGGAUGGCCGCAGGAAGGCAGAAAAAUUUGACCUGAAGAGCACCGAAAUUCAAAUGAAAGUAGCUGACGUGAAAGGCCAAGUACAGACGAAAGUGGACCAAAUUAUCGCAACCAUCGAAGCGAGGAAACAGGAUAUAUUGAACGCAGUCCGAAGCCAAGCGAAAAUAUCACUGGAACCUCUCACAAAGAAAAAAGACGAAGUUGAAAAUCGAGUGAAGAAAUUGGAUUCAGCAAUUGAACAAACUGAAUUUUUAAUGAAACAAAACUUGAGUACCGAAAUCCUAGGAUUUAAUGAAACAUUUCAUACAAUUCUUAAGGAGGACAACACCCAUGCAAACAGUGACGCUGAAUUUGUUCCUUUAUUAAGUUUCAGCAAAAAUGAAAACUUGAUAAGCGUGUUGAACAGCGAGGGGAUAGGUGAUGUAAAAACCGUUUUAGCAAAACUGAAUCGCACUUUCAGGCCUUUGUUGUCCUUUGGACAAAAAGGUAAGUCUGUUGGAAUGCUUCACUUCCCUUGGGGGGUGGCAGUGAAUAAUCAUGAUGAAAUUGCUGUAAGUGAGUGUGGCAACCACAGAAUUACAAUAUUCAGUAGUGAGGGUACCUACUUGAAAUCGUUUGGUAGACGGGGAAAGAGUAAUGGUAUGUUUAAAAACCCAUCAGGGAUCGCUUUUGAUCAAAAUAACAAUAUUUUAGUAGUGGACAGUUUUAAUCACAGGGUGCAAGUUUUUGAUCGGAAUGGUAACUUUUUAAGGAAGUUUGGUGAACAAGGAAGUCUUGAUCACCAACUUGAACACCCUAACGGUUUAUCAAUAAACGGCAACGGUGAAUUGAUUGUUUCCGACAGCGGCAACAAAUUCAUCAAGAUAUUUUCUCCCAACGGGAAUUUUUUGCGUAAAUUUGGCGGAGCAGGUAGUUUGGUCACUCCUUUUCACUGUAUUCAACACGGUCAAUUUUUUAUAGUCUCAGACUGGAGUGAUCAUUCCUUUAAAAUGUUUGAUCUUGAAGGAAAUUGUAUUUCUAAAUAUGGAAAACAGGGAAAGGGGGACGGAGAGUUCUGCGACCCUCGUCACUUUUCAGUGGACAAAGAAGGAUUGUUAAUGAUCUGUGAUGGAUGUAGCAACAGAGUUCAAGUAUUUGAACUGAACGGAACUUUUGUUACAAAGUUUGGGAGCAAAGGUAGUGAGAGAGGAGAGUUUAAGUUUCCAAAUUCUACUGCAAAUUUGAGUGAUGGAAGGGUAGUUGUAUGUGAUUCAUGGAACCACAGAAUACAGAUAUUUGACAAGAUAUGA
Porites evermanni is the source of this 7921-nucleotide messenger RNA. NCBI's taxonomy places the organism in Eukaryota, Metazoa, Cnidaria, Anthozoa, Scleractinia, Poritidae. The record is from the annotation of a GenBank genome assembly.